AGAAGGUACACUAAGUCGUAAGAUUUGGGCAACGGAGGUCCCCUCAGUAAAAGAAUAUGGCGCGCGCGAUGGAUAUAAAUGCUAGGGGAGAUGGCAGCCACUGAGGAAGUACAGUCUGAUCUUCUCCGUUGCGUGGGUGCUCAAGAGCAGGAACCCGAAGCAGAGGAAGAAGAGAAAAUACGUACAGGAAAUUAAUAUAUACAGUUAUAGCUCUUGCAGUUCAUAGAAAAAACCCAUUUCUUCUUCUCUUUUUGAUAUUAAUUGUUAACCUCCAUGGCAAGAGUGGCGAUGAGCCAGAGAGCCGUUGCAGCAGUAGCGACGGCAGUGGCAUGGCUCUGUUUGUGCCUCGUCGUGAUGAGCGAUGUGGGCAGUGCAGAGAGGGUCCUGAAAGCUACAGACCCAGAAAAGUUGGUUGAUCAGAAAGAAAUGAACAGAGGGUUUAUGGUAAAGGUGGUUAAUUUUUUGUGGCAGAAUGGGAAAUCUUCAUACCAACCUGUUUGGCCGGAGAUGAAGUGGGGGUGGAGAAUUGUGGUAGGAUCGAUAGUUGGAUUCUUUGGGGCGGCGCUGGGGAGUGUUGGAGGAGUUGGAGGGGGUGGAAUUUUUGUUCCAAUGCUCACAUUGAUCAUUGGUUUUGACCCCAAGUCUUCCACAGCCAUUUCUAAAUGUAUGAUCAUGGGGGCAGCGGGAUCAACGGUGUACUACAAUCUUAGGCUAAGACACCCAACGCUGGACAUGCCCCUCAUAGAUUAUGAUCUAGCCUUGCUCUUCCAGCCUAUGCUUAUGUUAGGCAUCAGCAUUGGAGUUGUCUUCAACGUCAUCUUUGCGGAUUGGAUGGUCACAGUUCUUCUCAUCAUCUUAUUUAUAGGUACAUCAACUAAAGCUUUUUUUAAAGGUGUAGAUACAUGGAAGAAAGAAACGGUGAUGAAGAUGGAAGCUGCCAAGGCACGGGAAUUUGAGAGCAAACCUGAUGAAGGCGCCGGAGAUGAUUACAAACCAUUACCGAGUGGUCCAGCUCCUGCGCUAGAUGAGGCUGUUCCUAUGAGAUACAACAUUUUCUGGAAAGAGUUGGGCUUGCUUUUGUUUGUGUGGGUGGCUUUCCUUGCUGUUCAGCUUGCUAGGAGAUAUACCACAAAUUGCUCCGUCUUCUAUUGGAUUAUAAACUCCUUGCAGGUACCAAUUGCAGUCUCUGUUUCUCUGUUUGAAGCUAUAUGUUUAUGCAAAGGGACAAGAGUAAUUGCAUCCAAGGGAAAGGAAAUCACAAAUUGGAAGAUGCAUCAGAUGAUUCUUUACUGUAUCUGUGGGAUAGUAGCUGGCAUUGUAGGUGGAUUGCUCGGGCUUGGAGGUGGUUUUAUCUUGGGACCCCUUUUUCUUGAAUUGGGAAUUCCUCCUCAGGUGGCAAGUGCAACAUCGACCUUUGCGAUGACAUUUUCUUCCUCCAUGUCGGUUGUACAAUAUUAUCUUCUAAAGCGUUUCCCAGUCCCAUAUGCUUCUUAUCUUGUUCUAGUAGCUUUACUAGCUGCCUUGGCCGGUCAACAUGUAGUAAGGAAGAUAAUAGCCCUACUUGGGAGGGCGUCGAUUAUCAUCUUUAUAUUGGCUUUGACAAUCUUUGUGAGUGCAAUCAGUUUAGGUGGGGUGGGCGUGGCAGAUAUGGUGGAGAAGCUGCAAAAUGACGAGUACAUGGGAUUUGAGAAUCUCUGCUACCACUCUUAGAUAUGUUGUGCAUAAAUUAAUAUGGCAAUCGAGUAUCUCCAGCAGGGAGAAUUCUACCCGUGUUGAUUUUCACUUCUACAUGGUCACCUAUCUGUUAAUUUCUUUUGAGAAAAAAUUAUAAAGUACUUAGACUUAUGGAUCACUGUACCUGUCUUUGCUGGAGCCUCACAAGCAGAGAUCCAUCACAGUUUUUUUUUGCCUUUUAUGUUACCUUGUGUUAAUGAAUUGAAUGUCAGUUUUUUGGUGCAUUAUCCUUUGUUAAAACUUCUUUGACUUUGCCUAUUCAGUGUAGGACUUGGUCAUUUUUUUUUAAUCAAAACUGUCUAGCAAAA
Malania oleifera is the source of this 2042-nucleotide messenger RNA. Its product is annotated as sulfite exporter TauE/SafE family protein 3-like. Gene Ontology annotation, cellular component: membrane; Cul4A-RING E3 ubiquitin ligase complex. NCBI's taxonomy places the organism in Eukaryota, Viridiplantae, Streptophyta, Magnoliopsida, Santalales, Ximeniaceae. The record is from RefSeq and is a predicted model, not a curated record. The transcript is spliced from 12 exons. The coding region runs from base 274 to 1710 and encodes 478 amino acids. Gene Ontology annotation, biological process: protein ubiquitination.